GGCUGUCUGUGCGCUUCAGACGGUCGUGGGGGAGACUACCACCAACACUCAGCGUCUCCUCGAGUGCUUAGAGGGAAAAAAAGACAGAAGAGACACGGGGAUAACUGGGAGAAAAGAAAGCCAAACAGCCCCACCUCGGCAUCUGGAAAAGCACCGAAGAGGAAGGGGACGAUCCUCCCCUUCUACCCCACACCCCGUCGCCAACCCGCCCUACCUACCCUACCCACCACUUCGUGCCAUCCCUCUGGUCUGAACUGCCCUCCCACCUCCCCCCUAGGAGAACCACGACCACCCAUAGGAAACCCCCACUUGACCAGCGUUGCCAUUAAGCGAUGCGCUCUGAAUUUAGGAAGAAAUCACCUAUGCGCUUUUGAUGCACAGUACAACCAGUGGUCUUCAUUUUUCCACAGCGGGAACAGUUAAGGCUACGGAUUUGGGUGUUUACACUUUUUUUGACGGGUUUCCAGUGGUAUGAUAACAUGCAUUAUAUAUCAUCCAACGGCAACAGACAAGGCUGUCAUUCCUUCGAUUAGUCUUUAUUUAAACAACCAGCUGUCACAUACGCUGCAUUUGAGCUGAUGUUUGAUUUGUCCAUGCUUAGAAAUAAUACUGAUAAUGGUCUGGGAACGGACCGCCUCUCUAGACACCUAGUGAUAUUUUCUCAAGACGUGUCAGCUCUAUAUUUCGUUUUUAUCGAAGAAAAAGCGACAAAUUGACGAGGAGUCUUUUGACACCGACGGCGCUUGAACCAAAGGACUUUGCGUGGUGAAGUUUGCACCGGGAAGAGGGUUGACCAAGUCGGAGAUAUCUCGGCCAUAUCCACGGCAUUUUCCCUGUAAGGUGGGAGGUCGGCGGGUUGCGGACAUGCUGUCCCUGGACGAGCCCCUGGACCUGAAGCUCCCUCGAAGGGCUAAUGGGCGGGACAGAGGGCCACGCUCACCCUCCCUAUCUCCACUGCACCCCAAGCGAGCUCGCCAGCUCCGCAUGGCAGACGAUGGCACCGCAGUCAUUGAGCCUGCCUCGCCAGCAUCUCCACACACAGGUAUGCAGGUGGUCCCUCAUGACCGAACAGAAACUCCCACCCCCCCUGCAGUGGACCUGAGCUUGUCUCCCUCCUCCCGCCACACCCCCAGCUCUCCGGAAAUGACCAAUGGCAACUAUGUCCACUCAGGAAAUUCUCACAUCUCACAGGCCUUUCAGUUCUUUGUGCCAAUCGGAGCUGGGGCAGGACUUCACCUGCCAUCCUCUAUGUUCCUUAGCCAGACCAGUGACAAGAGGGCCUCUCCUGACUUCUCAGCAGAUGAACAACUGGCCUGCCGCUGGAAGAAGUGCCAUCUGCUCUUUGACUCCCUCCAAGACUUGGUAGAUCAUGUCAAUGACUUCCAUGUCAAGCCUGAGAAGGAUUCUGGUUACUGCUGCCACUGGGAGGGCUGCGCUCGCAAAGGGAGGGGCUUCAAUGCUAGGUACAAGAUGCUCAUCCACAUCCGCACUCACACUAAUGAGAAGCCCCACCGCUGUCCCACAUGCAACAAGAGCUUCUCACGGCUGGAGAACCUCAAAAUACACAACCGCUCACACACAGGUGAAAAGCCCUACAUUUGUCCAUAUGAGGGUUGCAACAAGCGUUACUCCAACUCAAGUGACCGUUUCAAGCAUACACGCACACACUAUGUCGACAAGCCCUACUACUGCAAGAUGGUGGGCUGCCUGAAGCGCUACACAGACCCCAGCUCCCUUCGCAAGCAUAUCAAGGCCCAUGGUCACUUUGUGGCUCAGGAGCAUGGCUCCCCGGGUGGGGUGGGCUCCAUGCUGAAGGGGAGUCAAAGCGGAGUGCUUGCUAGUGGAGGGGGGAAGGAUUCGGAAUUGUCCUAUGUGAGUGGAGCCCACAUUAUCAUCCCAGGGGCAGCGGCUGCUCUCCUGGGAAGCCAUGCUCUGCAGGGCCUGGGUGGCUCCCUGCCCUUGUCCCCGCUCAGUCCUCGACCCCUGGACCUCAGCACACUGGGUUGCCCCGGUUCACCUCCAGGCAGCUUAGGAGGCACAUCCAUCCUGUCCUUCAAUGGCUCCCCGCUGGGCCUCGCUAAGUCCCCUCUGCUCUCCCCGGCGUUCCCCUCCUCGGCCCUGGGCCUGCCAAUGGUGUCUGUGCUAGGGCAUGCAUCUGAGCGCAGGGCCCCAAGUCAGCAGGCCAAGAGGGGCCGGGGGGAGGAAGGUGAGAAUGAGGUGACUGGGGGGGUCCUGAACCUUUCCACAGGGGGGUCUCAUGAUCCCCUGUCCUGGGUGGUCAUCCCCCCAGGCACUGUGGUGCUCAAGCCAGCUGUGGUUAACUGAUACACACACACACACACACACACACACACACACACACACACACACACACACACACACACACACACACACACACACACACACAUUCCAGAAGAGCUCAGGGGGUCGGGAUGGGAGGGUGAACGCCAUAGUGAGGGUACGGACAGUCAAAGGUGAUAGGGGAUUGGCUCGCACAAUCAAAUCCACGCAAUGCAUUUCAUAGAGCGGGAGGGAAAAAAAGAAAACAAUAGUGAAACUCAGUCAAAUAAACAAUAGAUAACACUACACCUCACAAGAAUUAAGAAUACAACGCAAGCCUCUUUUAUUGUUGGGAAACUAAGGGGCCCAAGAACUGUUCAGGAACAUUUGUGGCUCUGUAUUUCUAUCACAAGGCCCGACAGUGGGCUUCUUGUUGCUUAUUUUAUACUUUAUUCAUUCCUGUUUGCUGGUUCUGUGGACAAGAGUCCAUGAACGUGACAGUCUUAGUGCUCUGUGUUCUCACAAAAGUCCUGAUUCAUCAAAGUAUUUAUAUAUGACUAUACUUAAUCGACAGUGUGCCUGCAGCUUAGCAGUGAGAUAGAUACACCAUGAAACUGAAUGACGCACUCUCAGUUAGGCAAAUGUGCACGUGAUAAGACAAUUCUCCACAAUUAAUUUCAAAGUUAUGACCUAUUUUUCACAAACUGUGAUUAAUAUGAUUCAGACAAGCUUGCCAUACCAAAGCAAGUGAAUUCAAACUGUCUUGGAUUGUGUGUUGUGCUGAAGAUGGCCACAGGAGCCAGCUUCAGGUCUGAGACAGCUAAAUUAAACAUAGCACUUAAUAGUGUCAAAUGGUUAUAGUGUCGAAACCUCAAAACUGCUGCUAACCUCUCGGCUCCCCUGGUAUAACAUAAACUGGGAGAGAGCACUUUUGACAAUCUGUCCCCAAUUUGGGGAGGGUGACAAACACGGACCAGCCUAGUCCACUCGAAUGUGUGCCAGGCAUUCAGACUAGGGGCUUUUAGGGCACAGAGCAAUCUGAUGACAAAUGGUGUAACAUCACCUGACAAUGACCAAUCAUCACUUCCUCUUUUACAUAAGUGAAAUUUAAGGCACUUGUGUGUCUGGCUCCCCCCACUGGUUGGACAAGAUACACAACAUCCCGCUUGCCAUUUACAGAACUCGCACUGUUUUGCUCCUGGAUUGUCCAGCUGCUUUCCCGUAAUUGAAUCAACACGGCCAGUUUGUGUAUGAAAGGGCCACUGUGGUGAUAAACACUAGUGUCUUGUACUUUGAAAAGUGACCCGACCCAAAACCAGCUGUGAAAAACAGGUGGUCAUCCAUUCAAAGCCCAACAUAGCUCUGUUGGUUGAAGUUUUGUCCCAAGUUCAACAAGUCCCACGCUGUGCCAAAAAUACCUAGUGAGGAAAAAGAGGGAUGUACGUAUCAUGCCACAGAGGGGGGUGUGAUGCACUCAAUGCCACAUACAGCUGGACUGUCUAGGAAGCCACACUAUUGCAAACUGCCUCAUUUUAUUCUGUCCAAAGGGGCAAAAAACAAAAAAAAAGGAAAGGAAAAAAAAGACUCCUUUGACUUCUGGGAAAACUUUUUUCAUGGUUUGAUUACGCAGUCAUCAUGCACUUACCACACACUAUAUUUCUUACAUGUUUUAUGAAAUGUUACUGCCAAUCCAUGGUUCUUUAAAACGUAUCUCAUUUUGGCUCAGGCCUGCAAGAGUCAAUUUCGCUGUGGGGUCCUUCUGGGCUUAACUGCUAGUUUGUUAAUGCAUGUAUGAUGUUGAUUGCCGUGUCUAACAGGAGAGGUAGAGGAGCAGGAGAUGAUCAUUACAACACAAGGAACAUUCCCUCAAGAGACUAAUGCUCACACAAUCCUCCUCUCUUUAUCUCCUCCAUCUCUCCUCUUCCCAUCUGCUUUGCUGGUGGUCUUACUUUUCCAUCGCCCAGUCUUAGAAAUAAUCAGUUAUUGCUGUUUUAUAUUUGUGUCAUUGUUUUUUUCAUUUUGUUUUGUUCUUUUGCUGUUGUUCAGACGAGACAUUUUUCCUGAUGUUGAA
Scomber japonicus (chub mackerel) is the source of this 4351-nucleotide messenger RNA. RefSeq names its product GLIS family zinc finger 2b (gene glis2b). Bases 865 to 2325 code for a protein of 486 amino acids. The transcript is spliced from 7 exons. The record is from RefSeq and is a predicted model, not a curated record. Gene Ontology annotation, biological process: smoothened signaling pathway; regulation of transcription by RNA polymerase II. Lineage: Eukaryota; Metazoa; Chordata; Actinopteri; Scombriformes; Scombridae. Gene Ontology annotation, cellular component: nucleus. Gene Ontology annotation, molecular function: DNA-binding transcription factor activity, RNA polymerase II-specific; RNA polymerase II cis-regulatory region sequence-specific DNA binding.